Molecule: messenger RNA, 3000 nt
Organism: Mytilus californianus (California mussel)
Lineage: Eukaryota; Metazoa; Mollusca; Bivalvia; Mytilida; Mytilidae
Exons: 6
Coding region: 17-1534 (505 amino acids)
Source: RefSeq, a predicted model, not a curated record
CUCAAGAGAGGUUCAUAUGACAAAUAUAUCUGAAGUAGUUGGCACUGAUGGUAUCAACUUGAAAUGUGUAUAUGCCAAUGAUCAUGGCGACCUAGUGACAGGUGUAGACUUCUUUGCCAUAAAUGAUUCUACAGACUCAUUUGUCAAAAUAGCAGAAUCAACAUUAUCUAUGUCAAACCCAACAAAGUUACUACCCUAUGGAGAAUAUCUGUUUGGCAGUGCUUAUAUCACCAAAUUGUCAGAUUUGCCUUCUGAAGUUGUUCUCACAUUUAAUGACCUAAAAUGUAAACAUGAAAGAAGCUAUAGAUGCAGGCUGAGUGUACACAGCGCUGUGCCAACUCAUUCGGCACCAAUACAAAUAUUUGUUAGAGUUCCACCGUCGAAACCUCAACAUGUUUUGAUAAUUGAUACACCAGUGGAUGUUUCAACUACAGCUGCAAAAGCAAGUGUUCGCAUUCCUACAUCGUCUAAAAAUAAGCCAACUAUAACAUUUCCAGGAAAAGACAUCAUCCAGACAACUCCCUUGUAUAAUUUUGGUUCUCAGAUUGUUGAUGACGACAUUCUGUCUACUACCUUCUCCGAUUACAACACUGUUCAGCAAAUGACCGAGGAGAAAAGUAUAAUGGGAGAAGACUAUAUUACGUUUAAAUGUUCUGGAAAUGUUGGUAAGCCUGCAGGAAUGUUCAUCUUUCAAAAGUUUCGUGAGGACAACAUCCAAUCUACAACCUAUAAUGCAACGACUACCGAAAUAGAAGAGAUUCCAGGAAACUGUUCAUACUAUCGUACAAGCUACCUCAUAUUUCAGGUAACUGCUGAAGACAACCUGGCAGUGAUACGAUGUGUAGUAGUAUCACCUUUAGCAGAAGAGGACACGUAUGUAGAUUCAGAAAAGGUAGAAGUUAAAUAUCACGUACAGAUACCAACUGUAACAAAACAUCCUGAUAAACAAGAAUAUAUAAUUGGUAGAGAUAUUUCUAUAAUAUUAACGUGCACAAGUGACGGAAAUCCUAAACCAAUCUAUCGUUGGUAUAAAGAAAACCAAGAUAAUGGCAUUAUAACUGCUGGAAUCUUUAUUAUUAGUAAUAUAAAUACCACAAAUGGCGGUAUAUAUAUUUGUAACGUCAGCAACACCAUCAAUGGUCAUACCUACACAAAAGCGGCUAAAAUGGAAGUCGAUAUUAUAAAUGAAGAAAAUGAAGCUAAAUCUACAACCUCAAAAACCAUCAUUUCAAAUCAAACUGCAGAAUUAAAAAACGAUAACACCGCUGUCAUUGUGGUUGGCACAGUAUGCGGAUCAAUAAUAUUGGUUCUUUGUGUGAUGUUAUUUGCUGUUGUACAGAACAAGAAGAAAACUUUAAGGUGUCCUCUUACAGUUAACUGCCGAAACAUAACAGAAGACUAUGUAAACACAACACAGCAACAUAAUUCACUAUAUGAAGGAGUUGGACAUGUUUUGGAUGUACAUAACUAUGAAGAACUUUCAACAAGGGAACAUCAGUAUACAAAUACCAACUUUAGUUACUGUAGUAGUUAAUUAAAGUAAAGAGCUACUCUGCGAUAGAAAAUAUUUGCAUUAUAAAAAAAAUAUCCAUUACCAAUUGUUUUAGAAGGAUAUAUGUGUGUUUGUAUUGCCCUAAUAAACAUUUUGUGUACUUUUAUGGGUUUAGUCAUUAUCAGGAAAUAUUUAUGCGUGUAUAAAUAUUAUCUAAUUUUGCCAAACGUUUUCUUAUCAUAACGUAUAAAAUAACAGCCAUUUAAUAUCAGCCAAAUACAUAUUUUAUAAAGGUUUUGCUAAACUAUUUUCAAUUAUCAUGUUAAUUUAUUCGUGCUGGAGUGAACAAGACGUGAGUGAAUACUUCUUUGUUAGAACAUGCAAUAAAAAGGCCUUGUUUGAUCUGGAAGACUGAUAAAUACAGUGUGAUAUUCAAAAUAGGUAUUGUUCAAAAAAGACAUCCGGCAAUAGAAUUUAAGAUCAAGGUCAUAUAUUGUCACCUAGUUUGUCUGCUUCCUCUCACAAAAGGUUUCAUGUGCAUCAUGUAGAAAUUAGUGUACCAGGAAAUACUUUCCUUGUAUAAAAUGUUGGGAAUUUGUCAAAUACAAUAUAUAAUUUGAAUUGGCUUCAUUCAUUUUCUGUAUUGUACCCAAAAAAAUGAUGCACAUUUACUGGCGUUCAUUUUAAGCUUUCAUACGGUUAUUUUCUGUAAACUAACUUUCAUGAAAUAUUAAAAUAAUUCGAAACACUUAGGUUGCUCUAUCCUCGAUUAAAGAUUGUAUAAUUUUUAAGUUUUCACUUAAUGGUCAUAAAAGCUAUGAACAUAUAUUGUACAAAUUUCGAGAUUCCGAUGUGCCUGCUCAUUAACUUAAUUACUGAUUUGUCGUUCUAUCUGUUUUAAUUUGAGAUUAAGAAAAAUUAUGGCAUAGAGCACCAUCGACAACUACUUAAAUUCGACACAUACAAAACGAAGAUUUUCAUUUCCUUUUUGAAACAGAUUUGAAAAAAUAUAAAAUUGUCAUUAACAAGCGAAGUACAAGUAUAAAACAGUAUUUACAUAUCAUAAAAAAAUGUCUAGCACUUCAAUUGUGUUUUUUGUCGAGAACAAACACUCGUAUUUAAAUUAUAAGAUAUUUAUUUUUGCAAUGUAUAUUUAUAAUGUUUUAGUAGUUGUCUUUUUAUCAUUUUCCUUUGAGCUAUGGCGACAUUCGUCUUUUAGCAUCAAGAAUUUGUAAGGACUUUUUUAAAAUAAGAGAUGACAUUUAGUGUUAGGCAUACGUAUGUCACAUUAUAAAGUCUUAAAGUUUACAGCACUCAGUUAUACACACGGGAAUUAUAAGUAUAAACACUUAGGUUAAGUAUUCUAAAUAGUAAUUUCCGGUUAUUGCUUUUGUGAACACGACAUACAAGAUGUUAUCAAUAAAGUUCUUUCUUGUUCAAAUAAUAUAUUUUUAUCAUACCUCUAUACAGAAUUUUUCGUUUUUACCAUAUAAAUUUUAUUGCAAAUA